AUGGCCAAGAUUGUGUGCAAGGAGUGCUUCUUUGACGCGUUUGAGUCCGAGGUCCAUGCCACCAUUGUCGCUCACUCGCUCUUUACUCGGGGCAUGCGGGUAGCCAUUGGUGCCUCUGGUGGCAAGGACUCGACGGUCCUCGCCUAUGUCCUCAAGGUUCUCAAUGAAAAGUAUGAUUACGGUCUGGAUCUCUUCCUCCUCUCCAUUGAUGAGGGCAUCACCGGAUAUCGUGACGACUCGCUCGAGACGGUCAAGCAGAACAAGGUCGACUACGGCAUGGAUCUCCGCAUCCUCUCCUACGCAGACCUCUACGGGUGGUCCAUGGACGACGUCGUUGCACAGAUCGGUCUCAAGAACAACUGCACCUUUUGCGGUGUUUUCCGCAGGCAGGCCCUCGAUCGCGGCGCCCUGCUCGAGCAAGCAGACUGCAUCGUCACCGGCCACAACGCAGACGACAUGGCCGAGACCGUCCUCAUGAACAUCCUCCGCGGCGACAUCUCCCGUCUUGGCCGUUGCGUCUCCAUCGUCACCUCGGGCUCUUCUGAUAACUUUGUCCCGCGCUGCAAGCCGCUCAAGUACUGCUACGAAAAGGAGAUCGUUCUCUACGCCUACUACAAAGAUCUGGUCUACUUUUCCACAGAGUGCAUCUACUCGCCCAACGCCUACCGCGGCUUUGCCCGCCAGUAUCUCAAGGAUCUCGAGCGCGUCCGCCCCUCGGCCAUCAUCGACAUCAUCCGCGCUGCAGAGCACCUCGUCGUCCCCACCGCCGCAACCAACGCCGCAAACCUCACAGAGUGCUCCAGAUGCAACUACAUCACUUCGGGCUUUGCCAGAGACGGCCUCUGCCAGGCUUGUGUCCUCCUCGAUGGCCUCAACGCCGGCCGUGACGCCAAGGCCGCCGCCACCGCCGCCGCCGCACCCGCCCUACCCCUCUCCCUCGAUGCCGACCAUGCACCGGAACCCCACACCGGCAUCGUCGCCGACAACACUGCUGAUGACCCCGCUCACCCUUCGCCUUCCACCGCUCACCCAUCAUCGGCAUCAUCUUGAACAACCUCUGCCC
Molecule: messenger RNA, 1063 nt
Organism: Thecamonas trahens ATCC 50062
Lineage: Eukaryota; Apusomonadida; Apusomonadidae
Product: cytoplasmic tRNA 2-thiolation protein 1
Exons: 2
Coding region: 1-1050 (349 amino acids)
Biological process (GO): tRNA wobble position uridine thiolation
Cellular component (GO): cytosolic tRNA wobble base thiouridylase complex; mitochondrion
Molecular function (GO): tRNA binding
Source: RefSeq, a predicted model, not a curated record